UUUCAUAAAACAGAAAAGGUUUUGGCUUAUGAUCCAAACAAUUUGUAUUAAUGGGCCAUGUUCCCUUUGCAUUAUCAAAAAAAUUAAUCAAUUAGGAAAUAAACAGGAGGUACGUUAGGUAGGUACAUAACCUACACGAGAUUUUUUAAGCUAAAAUUUAUAACAUAUUAUUCAUAAAUAAGAAACUGUUGUGAACUGUUCGGAGUUAAAUAAAAAUUACUGAUGUUAAAAUGGUAGUAGCAGAAAAAAUGAAGUCAGUUUUAAAAGUUUCAGUUUCAGAUACAGAAUCAAGUGUUGAAGAAUCUAGUGAUAGUGAGAAUGAGUCUGUUACUAAUAAUGAAGUCGAUGAAAACCCGGAAGCAGAUUUCAAAAGCUCUAAAUCAGAUUCAGAGGAAGAGAAUCGCCUUUUAGCAAACGAAGGGUGGGCGGAUUCAAUCUCAAAAAUUUUAGGUUCCAGCAAACCUAAGAAUAAAAAAACAUUAGUCUUAUCUAGAGCCAAAAAGCAUUCAGAAAUAGUAAAAAAAGAAAAAGAAGAGAAACCAAGUUUUGAAGUUAUAGGUGAAGUGAAUGAAAUUGAAUCAAAAGUCAAGAAGGAAGAGAUUAAUGUAGAACCACCAGCUAAGAAAGUGAAACAUGAAAAACCAUCAAUAAGAAUUAAGCCAAACGUCUUAGAAAAGGACAGAGAAAGAUUAUUGAAUAAAAUAGCCACUAAAGGUGUAGUGCAAUUAUUCAAUGCAGUAAGAAAUCAACAAAAAUCUAUAGAGAAAGAAAUGGAUCGGAAUGACUUGUCUGAAGGAAAGAAAGAAAAGAUUUUGAAAAAAUUUGAUAAGAGAACUUUCUUGGAUACCCUUAUGGGACAGAGUAAAUCAAUAGUUGUUGAUGAACAUGUAAAAAGCUUAAAAGAUGAAGUUAAAGAUGAAACUGACAGACCCAAAUGGAAUGCUUUAAGAGAUGACUUUAUGAUGGGAGCCAAAAUGAAAGAUUGGGACAAAGAAUCAGUCGAUGAAUGAAAUAAAGUUUCUACCAAAAUAUUUUUA
This is a messenger RNA of Bombyx mandarina (wild silkworm), 1037 nucleotides long. Its product is annotated as RRP15-like protein. Gene Ontology annotation, biological process: maturation of 5.8S rRNA; maturation of LSU-rRNA. The record is from RefSeq and is a predicted model, not a curated record. Gene Ontology annotation, cellular component: preribosome, large subunit precursor. NCBI's taxonomy places the organism in Eukaryota, Metazoa, Arthropoda, Insecta, Lepidoptera, Bombycidae.